Messenger RNA from Staurois parvus, 761 nucleotides. The record is from the annotation of a GenBank genome assembly. Lineage: Eukaryota; Metazoa; Chordata; Amphibia; Anura; Ranidae.
GACAAUUUCAGGUAUGUCUUGAAUGAAUACAAAGGAGCACCAGGUACAAAAAAAUUCAAGAAUCUACUAUCUGGCGAGUUGCUGUCAAAGAGGUAGCACGGACAUCAAAAUGUAGAGUCCUCCAGAGUCUUGCAACUGUGCAUAAACCUUGUAUUUGGCCACCACUAACCAAUGCUCACAAGCAGAAACGUCUGCAUUGGGCAGAAAAAUACAUGAACACUAAUUUUCAAACAGUCCUGUUCACUGAUGAGUGCCAUGCAACCCUGGAUGGUCCAGAUGGAUAGAGUAGUGGAUAAUUGGUGAACAGCCACCCUGUUCUAACAAGGCUGCAACGUCAGUAAGGCGGUGGUGGAGUCAUGUUUUGGGCCUGAAUCAUGGGAACAGAGCUGGUCGGCCCCUUUAGAGCCCCCGAAGGUGUAAAGAUGACCUCUGCAAAGUAUGUGGAGUUUAUGACUGACCACUUUCUUCCCUGGUACAGAAGGAAGAACUAUGCUUUCCGUAAUAAAAUCAUCUUCAUGCAUGACAAUGCACCAUCUCAUGCUGCAAAGAAUACCUCUGCAUCAAUGGCUGCUAUGGGGAUAAAAGGAGAGAAAGUCAUGGUGUGGCCUCCAUCCUCCCCUGACCUCAAUCCUAUUGAGAACCUUUGGAGCAUCCUCAAGCAAAAGAUCUAUGAGGGUGGGAGGCAGUUUACAUCCAAACAGCAGCUCUGGGAGGCUAUUCUGACAUCUUGCAAACAAAUUCAAGCAGAAACUGUCCAAAAA